GCGGUUUUUUUGUAGCUUCAAACUUUUUGUCCCAACAUUCAUCUUCACCUCUUCACCAUCUCUGUUGUACCCAACGACCAUUUCCCUCAAUUCUUUGACCUGUUUCUAGCCUGCGUUUUCUGAUACCAUUUCUUUUACUACUGUGCCGGUAUAGUCGAGAUCAUUCACCAUGGCCUCUGCUAUGCGCCUCAGCUCUGCCUUCAGGGCCACUGCCCGCGCUCCUGCGUUCACUGCCCGCAGGACUGCUUUCAACGGCAUGCGAUGCUACUCCGCCAAGACUCAGACCCUGAAGGAGCGCUUCGCCGAGCUUCUGCCAGAGAAGAUCGAGGAGAUCAAGUCUCUGCGCAAGGAGCACGGUUCCAAGGUCAUUGACAAGGUCACUCUUGACCAGGUCUACGGUGGUGCCCGUGGCAUCAAGUGCCUCGUCUGGGAGGGAUCCGUCCUCGACUCUGAGGAGGGUAUCCGUUUCCGUGGCAAGACUAUCCCAGAAUGCCAGGAGCUCCUCCCCAAGGCUCCCGGUGGCAAGGAGCCUCUUCCUGAGGGUCUUUUCUGGCUCCUCCUGACCGGUGAGGUUCCCUCGGAGGCCCAGGUUCGCGCCCUGUCCGCCGAGUGGGCUGCCCGUUCCGACCUUCCCAAGUUCGUCGAGGAGCUCAUCGACCGCUGCCCCAACGACCUGCACCCCAUGGCUCAGUUCUCGAUGGCCAUCACUGCCCUCGAGCAGACCUCUUCCUUUGCCAAGGCCUAUGCCAAGGGUAUUAACAAGAAGGAGUACUGGGGAUACACCUUUGAGGACUCUAUGGACUUGAUUGCUAAGCUGCCCACCAUCGCUGCCCGCAUCUACCAGAACGUCUUCAAGGGUGGCAAGGUCGCCCCUGUCCAGAAGGACAAGGACUACUCGUUCAACUUCGCCAACCAGCUCGGUUUCGGCAACAACUCCGACUUCGUUGAGCUGCUCCGUCUCUACCUGACCAUCCACACCGACCACGAGGGUGGCAACGUCAGCGCCCACACCACCCACCUUGUCGGCUCUGCCCUCAGCUCGCCCUUCCUUUCGCUUGCUGCUGGCAUGAACGGACUGGCUGGUCCUCUGCACGGUCUGGCUAACCAGGAGGUGCUGAACUGGCUUACCGAGAUGAAGAAGUCCGUUGGCGACGACCUGAGCGACAAGUCCAUCACUGACUACCUUUGGUCGACCCUGAACUCUGGCCGUGUCGUCCCCGGUUACGGCCACGCCGUCCUCCGCAAGACCGACCCCCGCUACACCGCCCAGCGUGUCUUCGCCCAGGAGAAAAUGCCCAACGACCCCAUGUUCAAGCUUGUCAGCCAGGUCUACAAGAUUGCUCCUGGUGUCCUGACUGAGCACGGCAAGACCAAGAACCCCUUCCCCAACGUCGAUGCCCACUCCGGUGUUCUCCUGCAGUACUACGGCCUGACUGAGGCCAACUACUACACUGUCCUCUUCGGUGUUUCGCGUGCCAUUGGUGUCCUGCCCCAGCUCAUCAUUGACCGCGCCGUCGGUGCCCCCAUUGAGAGGCCCAAGUCGUUCUCGACUGAGAAGUGGAUCGAGAUUGCCAAGAAGACUGCGGCCUAAACGGUGACGGCUGUGCGUAGGUGAUGAUAGAAUAUGUAAUCUUUGUCUAUUUUUUAUUAUUCAAAUGACUAAGCUUGAACUUUUUGUUUUGUGGGGAAAAAGAGGCGACAUUGGUGUCAGGCAAAAUACGGAUGAAAGAGUUGUCAUGAUAAGUUGUACCGGUCUGUGUGGAUUGAUUUCUCUAUGGGUUUAAGGUCUGCGCGAUACCAUUACAUCUUUGUACAAAAUGUAUUCAUCUUUCUUCUGCACGUCAAGUUGUCCCAAGUGUUGAAGCAGUACUGUGAUGACUAGGAACUGUUCACGACCUGUCAAGUGGAGUUUGACCAGACUAGCUCUCUGUGAAAUCUGCGACUUGAACAAUUUAUUCAGCUGGCAAUCAUGGUACUCUGUGGGAUUCGAAGCACGAUACACAUGUUCGCAUUAUGCUGGGGCCAUCUAUUCAUUCAGUGCGUGUGCAUGCAUAUAUGUCUUGCUUGCUUGUCG
This is a messenger RNA of Pyricularia oryzae 70-15, 2074 nucleotides long. Its product is annotated as citrate synthase. The transcript is spliced from 6 exons. Gene Ontology annotation, cellular component: mitochondrial matrix. Gene Ontology annotation, biological process: tricarboxylic acid cycle; citrate metabolic process; carbohydrate metabolic process. The coding region runs from base 170 to 1591 and encodes 473 amino acids. NCBI's taxonomy places the organism in Eukaryota, Fungi, Ascomycota, Sordariomycetes, Magnaporthales, Pyriculariaceae. The record is from RefSeq and is a predicted model, not a curated record.